Molecule: messenger RNA, 3006 nt
Organism: Fukomys damarensis (Damara mole-rat)
Lineage: Eukaryota; Metazoa; Chordata; Mammalia; Rodentia; Bathyergidae
Gene: Me1
Product: malic enzyme 1
Exons: 16
Coding region: 1-1863 (620 amino acids)
Biological process (GO): malate metabolic process; pyruvate metabolic process
Cellular component (GO): mitochondrion
Molecular function (GO): NAD binding; malate dehydrogenase (decarboxylating) (NADP+) activity; malate dehydrogenase (decarboxylating) (NAD+) activity
Source: RefSeq, a predicted model, not a curated record
AUGUGCCUCAGUUCACUCAUGAGAGCUGCUGGGGGACUCGGCCUGACUCCCACCUGGGGUCUCAGGUGUGAGGAUAGCCCUCAGUGGAGAGUAUCUAGGGUCCCACACAAACACAGGUCGUAUCACCCGGACACAGGCUCUUCGGGGACUCGCCGAGCCCAGCGCCUCUGCCACACGGACCAACGCGGCUACCUGCUGACGCGGGACCCGCACCUCAACAAGGACUUGGCUUUCACUCUGGAAGAAAGACAGCAAUUGAACAUUCAUGGAUUGUUACCACCUAGCUUCAUCAGCCAGGACCUUCAGCUCCUUAGAGUAGUUAAAAAUUUUGAACGUCUGAACUCUGACUUUGACAGGUAUCUUCUCUUAAUGGAUCUUCAGGAUAGAAAUGAAAAGCUCUUUUAUAGAGUACUAAUGUCUGAUGUUGAAAAAUUCAUGCCUAUUGUUUAUACUCCCACUGUGGGUCUCGCUUGCCAACAAUAUAGUUUAGUGUUUCAGAAGCCAAGAGGUCUUUUUAUUAGUAUCCAUGAUCGAGGGCAUAUUGCUUCAGUUCUAAAUGCAUGGCCAGAAAAUGUUGUUAAGGCUAUUGUGGUAACUGAUGGAGAGCGUAUUCUUGGCUUGGGAGACCUUGGUUGUAAUGGAAUGGGCAUCCCUGUGGGUAAAUUGGCAUUAUAUACAGCAUGUGGAGGGGUGAAUCCUCAGCACUGUCUGCCUGUGACUCUGGAUGUGGGUACAGAAAAUGAGGAGUUACUUAAUGACCCAUUAUACAUUGGACUACGGCAGAGAAGGGUGAGAGGUCCAGAAUAUGAUGACUUUUUGGAUGAAUUCAUGGAGGCAGUUUCUUCCAAAUAUGGCAUGAAUUGCCUUGUUCAGUUUGAAGAUUUUGCCAAUGUGAAUGCAUUUCGUCUUCUCAACAAGUAUCGAAACCACUAUUGCACAUUUAAUGACGAUAUUCAAGGAACAGCAUCUGUUGCAGUUGCAGGUCUCCUUGCAGCUCUUCGAAUAACCAAGAACAAACUAUCUGAUCAAACAAUAUUAUUCCAAGGAGCUGGAGAGGCUGCCUUAGGGAUUGCACACCUGAUUGUUAUGGCCAUGGAGAAGGAAGGUCUGACCAAGGAGAAAGCAAUCAAAAAAAUCUGGUUGGUUGACUCAAAAGGAUUAAUAGUAAAGGGACGUGCAUCCUUAACACAAGAGAAAGAGAAGUUUGCCCAUGAACAUGAAGAAAUGAGGAACCUAGAAACCAUUGUUCAAGAGAUAAAACCAACUGCCCUCAUAGGAGUUGCUGCAAUUGGUGGUGCAUUCACAGAGCAAAUUCUCAGAGACAUGGCUGCCUUCAACGAACGACCUAUUAUUUUUGCUCUGAGUAAUCCAACCAGUAAAGCAGAAUGUUCAGCAGAGCAGUGCUAUAAAAUAACUCAGGGACGUGCAGUUUUUGCCAGUGGCAGUCCUUUUGAUCCAGUUACUCUUCCAAAUGGACAGACCCUAUAUCCUGGCCAAGGAAACAAUUCCUAUGUGUUCCCUGGAGUUGCUCUUGGGGUUGUAGCAUGUGGACUAAGGAACAUCACAGAUAAAAUCUUUCUCACUACUGCUGAGAUUAUAUCCCAGCAAGUAUCCAAUAAACACCUUGAAGAAGGCCGACUCUAUCCUCCUUUGAAUACUAUUAGAGAGGUUUCCCUGAAAAUUGCAGAAAAGAUUGUGAAUGAUGCAUACCGAGAAAAGACAGCCACAGUUUACCCUGAACCACAAAACAAAGAAGCAUUUGUCUGCUCUCAGAUGUAUAGCACGGAAUAUGACCAGAUUCUCCCUGAUUGUUACUCUUGGCCUGAAGAGAUCCAGAAUAUACAGACCAAAGUUGACAAAUAGCAAAAUAGAUGAAAUUUUAAACUUCUGUAGUGAUAUCUUGAAGAGUUUCAUAGUUUUUAAAAGUUGGAAUCUUUGAUCAUAAUAUGCUUAGACCAAGAUAGUUUUUAACAAUCUAAAAAUUUAUGCAAGAUUAGUAUAAAUUAGGAUAAACUUUAUACUAGAUAAUUUUGCUUCAUUUACCUUUUGGUUACCUUAUGGUUUCUAUCUUAGUUAUUUUGCCCAAAUGCUCUUUAAAUGCUGUUACACCUACUACUGAGAAAUUAAUCUUUUUAUAUAAGAAACUAAUGGGAAGACCAAAAUUAUUAAUAAAUUAGUAUGAUCAACAUUAAAACUCAAAAUUCUUUUACUGACCAUUUUGUUAAAAUUCACUUUUUUUAAAGGUAGAAAUGAAUUUAGGCAUAUGUGAACUUUUUCUAAACAGAACGGUACUUUGUUGCCUAGAGAAAAAUAACUUCUGUUGUAUUUUUAUUGCAGUCUUAGGUUAUAUUUAUUCUUUUUGUGUAACUGAAUUCUAACAUUUCUAAGAAAGAUUACUGCUGUUUACUACCUUGAGUCACCUUAAAUUUUAGUGUUCUUUUGCCAUUGUAUCUUAUAAAGUAGAGCUCUUGAUACCUUCAUCCUCAAUCAGAAGUCCUUACUAAAAGUACCUUUAUUUUCCCCUGAUCAAAUGCUACUCCCUAUGUUACCAUUCUGUUGCUGAGGCCCAUGUAGGCUGUGGCCCCUAUCCAGAGGUGGGUAUCUCAGGUCAGCACAACCUGGGCUGUAAGAAGGGCUAAAAGGAGAAUCAAGAUCCUAGGGAAGGAACUGCCCUACAAAGAUCUCAGGAAGCACAGAAUAGGCAAUGGUUUCCAGACAAGCUGGCUAUCUGUUUGAGUGACCUGCCCUGAUGCCCCUUUGAUUGACUCGGAUACGUGAGAGCUCACCGUGUUACAGUAAGUUUACUCACUUUUGGCAACUUUUAGAAAAAGUUUUGUAUCUGUCCCCAAUAUCAGAAAUUAUCUGUCAUUACUAAAAUAUUUUAGUUACCAAGGCCAUUCCAUAAGAAUGAACAAUUAUACCCCAAAUUGUAUUUACUUUAUAUAUUAAUGAAUUCAAUAUUUUUUUGAGACAGAAUCUCAUUAUGUAUUCCAGGCUGGCCUUGGA